Adineta ricciae is the source of this 324-nucleotide messenger RNA. Lineage: Eukaryota; Metazoa; Rotifera; Eurotatoria; Adinetida; Adinetidae. The record is from the annotation of a GenBank genome assembly.
AUGACGGAUACGCGAACCCUUUCAUCGUCAUCUUCCUCGACAACAAACCAUGUAAAUGGAACAAAUUCGACACCGUCACUACCUUCUGAUUUAAAUAAUGUCAAUGGUUUAACCACUUAUGUGAAUACGAUCUUCCAUCAAAUGGAAGAAAAAUUUCUAGCUGCAAGCGAUCAAGUUAUGAAUCGUAUGAACGAAUUAGGCCGCAAGAUUGAUACGUUAGAAACGAGUCUUGGUGAUAUUAUAUCUCAUUUACCAGCAGAAGAGUCAGCAACAUCAAACCCAUCGCCAAGCGCUAUCCCAGUACAACAACAAACCAAAUCAUGA